Molecule: messenger RNA, 513 nt
Organism: Leptomonas pyrrhocoris
Lineage: Eukaryota; Euglenozoa; Kinetoplastea; Trypanosomatida; Trypanosomatidae
Exons: 1
Coding region: 1-513 (170 amino acids)
Cellular component (GO): mitochondrion
Source: RefSeq, a predicted model, not a curated record
AUGGCGCGGUCGUUUGGGGAGAUUCGUAGCGUGGCGGAGAACCCGUUCCGUUCACAAGUCCUCUCGUGGUACCGCAAGUGUCUCCGCGCCGCCUUUGCCGCUCCCUGGGACUCAGACGAGGACGCGAUAUACGUGCUGGAAGAAACGCGCCGGCUGUUCCACCAGAACCGUGACAUUCGCAGCGUGGAGCGCAUCGAGCGCAAGGUGCGUGAGGUGGAGAUGCGGUACGAGAUGGCGCUGCACUACAACAUCCCCUACCCACGUCCCUUCAAUAAAACGCAGGGCUCGAUGCCGGAGAGCGGGGUGCCGUAUGCCGCUUACCUCGACUCUUCGUAUGACCACCUGGUGAACCCAAACGUCGGCGUCAUCGAGGAAGGCAGCGCGAAUUUGGGCGUGAUGGGCGGGUUGGAGAAGCGCGAGUAUUACUUUGAAGAUAACACCGGCGAGGCCGACGUGGCGGGGCGGCAAAACCCCCUCGACACAACGCCGGAGCCGCCAUCGACAAUACGCUAG